AUGCCACUUCCUACCCCCGUUAUCCCCGAUGAACACAAGAGCAUCAUGAACCACAACGCAUUCGAUCGCCUCUACUGGUCCGUCCUAGACCCAGCAGGCAUAUCGAGCGUGCAAGUCGCCGAAGAAAACGAAGACGCUUCCCCAUCUUCCAGAGCCUACCUAACCGACCACCCCCUCGCCCUACAACCGGCAACAACAACCAAUGCCAACAAACUCAUCUUCACCGCAAAGGACCUCGGUGUACACGCCAGUGAAUGCCACAUCUGGAGCGACGGCUUCGAAGAACCAGAAGACGGGGUCGAGAACCUAGAAGACGCCUGGAACUACUUCGUCAUCGAGACGGAAGACGGUAGCCCGUUGCUCGUUCGCGACCAAACUAUCAUGGGCUCCAUAUUCUCAUCAAUCAACUCACCCGAGUCUUCAAAGCCAGACUCUCGGCCUCCUUAUGAUGGCCUGACUCGAUACCCGUAUGUGCGUAACGGUCAGCUUGUCCCCGUCGAAGCGAAUCCCACUAUAUGGUACGAACGCCUGUUUGAGGUUGCGGACUGUGUACAACACCAAGACACGGACAAAGUCAUCAUAUCCACCCCCAUCUGCGCUGAAGACAACGGCUUUUAUCCAGACCCCAGAUCGAGGCAUGGCUGGCCAAUUAAGCGCUUGCGGAAGGCGUACGAGAUCCUUGGUGAACCACACCCGCGGAUCGUUCGGUAUAUCGGCGCGCUGUACAGCACUUCGGGUGAUGGCAUAGUCGUUGAGAAGCUGGAACCAGGCCAGCUCAAGAGGGUUGAGGUGCCUGCAAUGACAGUGCCUGUAGUAGCGCGAACGAUGUCGCACGACGACAAGAUCAUGCUAUCGCUAUAUUACCGAUGGGCGAUACAGGCACUCUCUGCCUUUCGGUUCAUGCAUGCUAGAUCCAUGUGCAUUGGGUUCUUCUCAUCGCAACUCGUGUGGAUACGCCCGGACUUCUCGCUCGCAGUGGGUGGAUUCAUCAGCGCUAGUGCACAGGAGAUAGAGGAUGAGCUCUGGAAAGAUACUGAAGAAGACACUCAGGCGGCCCGACGAGAAGCUAACUUCAUAGAUGAAAAUGGGCGAGAGAUAGAGAGCACCGCUAGCUGCGGUUGGGACGAGGGUGAGUGGGCAGGCGACGACAUGAUAUAUGAUAUGGUACAUGGUGAGAAUUCUUUUGAUGAAAGUUACUACACAGGAGGUGUACAAGGAAGUGUAAAGGCAGACCUCUUCUGCUGGGCUACAUUCGUCUGGCGACUCAUGACGAACGACUUCACUGCUGUGUCGCCAUCGCGUCGUGGGCCUUUUCGUGGACUAUGGGAGCCUGCAUGGCCCAUGGAAGGAGGCUACAUGAGAGAAGACUCGCCAAAUAUAUCUAACAUUAUCGAUGAGAGACAACGGCGCAAGCUAUUCCAGCAGCUAGAGAGAGCUAGAUUGGGACAUGUUCUGGUUGGCGCUUGGAAUAAUCGAUAUGGCAGCGUGGAUGAGGUUGUUCGUGAUAUCGAGUUGGCAGCAGUCGAGGUGGGCAUAACCAUCUCUGGCGACGAGGUUGACAUUGGUGAGAAGUGGGAGGAUGUGUUCGAGUUCAAGGACGGGAAGCUGGGUUUCAAAGUUGGAUCUGAUUAG
Molecule: messenger RNA, 1632 nt
Organism: Alternaria ventricosa
Lineage: Eukaryota; Fungi; Ascomycota; Dothideomycetes; Pleosporales; Pleosporaceae
Exons: 4
Coding region: 1-1632 (543 amino acids)
Source: RefSeq, a predicted model, not a curated record